CAUGCAUCCUACAACACAAAUGCUAGAAAAUGCCAGAGAACGUGUAACAUUUCCAAUUGAAGAAUUAACAAAGCUUAUUUAUGUUAAUGAAGAGAUAUAUGAGACAUUUAUGAAGGCUUAAAAGAUAAUAGCAAAUGAACCUACUAUUCGUAAUCAUCCAGAUUAUCAUAAUUGGAGUCGCAAACAAUAAAUCAUAAAGUCUUAUGAGAAAUUGAGGAUAAUGCAUUAGCAUUUCAAUUUGGCUAAUGCUGUUCACUGGGCUCCUCUUUUAAGCAUAUUUUAAGGUACAACACCAACAGCAGUAUCAUUUGCAAUGACAGUUCCUGCCUUAAGAUUUCUAGGAACAGAUGAAUAAUUCAACUUAUGGGGACCUAAAUUCUUAACAAUGGAAAUCGUUGCUGCUUAUGCAUAAACAGAAAUAGGUCAUGGAAGUGAUGUAUAGAAUUUAGAAACUACAGCUACAUAUGAUCCUUAGAGUAAUGAUUUUAUUCUACAUACUCCAUCUGUAUCUGCAGUUAAAUGUAAAUGAAUAUAGAAAUCUAAAUAGUUUGGCCUGGUGAAUUAGGUUUUCUAUCAAAUUAUGCACUGGUUUAUGCAAAACUCAUAUUUAAUGGUAAGAAUAAAGGAGUCCAUCCUUUUAUGGUUUAAAUUAGAGAUAAUUUCACACAUAAAACAUUAAAAGGAGUAACAGUUGGAGAUAUUGGGCCAAAAUUAGGUUAUUCAACCAAGGACAAUGGAUUUUUAGCAUUUGACAAUUAUAGAAUUCCUUUAAAUAGUAUGUUGGCUAGAUAUGUAAGAAUAGAGAAUGGAUAAUUUUCAAGACAUGGAAAUGAGAAGGUUAAUAUAAUGAAUUUAUUAUUAGAUAUCAUAUGCAUCUAUGAUGGUGUCUAGAUAAUUGAUUAUAUUCAUUUAUCCAAGAAUGGCUGCUUAAGCUCUUACAGUGGCAAUCAGAUAUUCAAUAACUAGAUAACAAUUCACAAAUGAUAAGGGUGUUGAGAAUUCAGUUAUUGAAUAUCAGACUUAAUAAGAUAAAUUGUUACCAAGAUUAGCUACUUGUUAUGGAAUGAUAUUUACAGGAAUAAGAAUAAUGCAAUUAGUCGAUGAUAAUUUCCAUAGAGUAUAAAAGAAGGAUUUUAGUACAUUAUAGUAAUCACAUGCUAUUUUAAGGUAAUUUAUAGAUGAUAACUAUUUUAAGUGCAAUUAAAGCCUAUUCAUCUUAAUGGGUAGUAGAUACAACAGAAUGGUGUAGAUUAUCUUGUGGUGGUCAUGGAUAUGCACAUUAUUCUGGUAUUCCAGCAGCGUAUUUUGAUACUGCACCAAAUGUUACAUUAGAAGGAGAAAAUUAAGUUAUGUAUUUAUAAGUGGCUAGAUACUUACUUAAAGUUUUAUAAUAUGCAGAAAAGAAUCCAGAGAAAGUACCAUUUUAUUUUAGUUUUGUAUUAUAAAUCAAAGACACUUUAAAUAAUAAAGAUUUAAGUAAUUAAUUAAUAAAAUAUAAUUUAUAGGCAAUAUAAAUACUUAAUUAGGUUAUUUACUUAAAUUAUCUCUUACAAUUCAAUUAAUAUAAGUUGGUAAAAGAAUUAAAGACUUAAUGAAUACAGGUAAGACAUUCCAAUAAGUCUGGAAUGAACAUGUUGGUAUUCACUUGUUAUCACUUGCUUAAAGAUAUGCUGAAUAUUUCAUCUAUCUUGUUUUUCAAGAAUAUAUUUCAAAUGCUAAUUCAUCUGUUAAAGAUAUAUUAUAAUCACUUUGUGAUUUAUAUUGUGUAUAAACUAUAUUGGAUAAUUCAAGUACACUUAUUGAAUCUGGUUAAAUUACAUAAGAAUAAUUAAAAUCUUUGAAUGAAUUAAAAAUUGAAUUAUUUACUAAGAUUAAACCAUAAGCAAUUGGAUUAGUUGAAGCAUUUAAUUUUAAUGACAAUGCUCUUAGAACUUGUAUUGGAUGUCAUGAUGGAAAACCAUAUGAAUAUAUUUAUGAUUGGGCAACAAAAGAGAAUUCAGUUAAUAAGGUACCAUAAGCAGUAAUUGAUUUAAUGGGUACAAAAAUAAAACCAAAAUUGUGA
Molecule: messenger RNA, 2062 nt
Organism: Paramecium pentaurelia
Lineage: Eukaryota; Ciliophora; Oligohymenophorea; Peniculida; Parameciidae
Source: the annotation of a GenBank genome assembly